Molecule: messenger RNA, 1328 nt
Organism: Callorhinchus milii (elephant shark)
Lineage: Eukaryota; Metazoa; Chordata; Chondrichthyes; Chimaeriformes; Callorhinchidae
Gene: slc39a13
Product: solute carrier family 39 member 13
Biological process (GO): intracellular zinc ion homeostasis; zinc ion transmembrane transport
Cellular component (GO): membrane
Molecular function (GO): zinc ion transmembrane transporter activity
Source: RefSeq, marked provisional
UACGUGGCGGCGGCUGGUGACGGGGUAUCGGCGGUUUCUGUCCCCGGAGCGCGAGGCCUGGCACACGGCGGCAGCACAGGCAGCGGCAGCGCAGGGCAGGGCUAGGCCGCGGGCAACCGUGGCUUCUACUUGGCCAUCGCCUGCUCCGACGGUUUAACGAGAGCGGAGCAGCGCUGCUUGAAUGGCCUGGUGCCUGUCUACACAAGCGUCAGGAUGGUAACACAAAAGGAUGCACAAGCUCUGGUUCUCCUGCUGUAUGUGUGCUGGCUCCUGCCAUUGUUGUCUGAUGCCGAUAUCCACCGUGCCAAUGCCAAGAAGCUGGCCAGAAAGGCAGCAGCCACACAGGGUGCUGCGGGCAAUCAAAGGUGGUGCUCUCAAAGUGUCUUCCAGCUGCGCUCCUGGUCGGAACUGUUUGUGGGGGAGCGGGUGGAGGCCUGGAUCUGCUCGAUGAUUGGGGCCGUGCUGGUUGGGCUCACCGGGAUCUUCCCACUGCUUGUCAUCCCCAUCAAAGCCGGGCCUGCUCUCAGAUCACAAGAGGGCUGCCAGCGGCUGAAGCAGUUGCUGAGCUUUGCGAUUGGUGGCCUGUUAGGGGAUGUCUUCCUGCACCUGUUACCAGAGGCCUGGGCCUAUACUUGCAACCGCAAUCAAGGCGGAAGUCAGAGCCAUGAGCAACAGCGGAAGCUGGGGAUGUGGGUGAUUGUUGGCUUUCUGUUUUUCUUCGUGUUGGAGAAAGUUUUCCCAGACACGGGUGCUGAGGAGGAGUCUGUCGGUUACACAGCGCCACCCAGAGUGCUUAAUGGCCGGAAGCAGGUGAAGCAGCUUUCGAACAAGAAGGGCCUUUCCUACCACCGUGUCGGCUGCAGUGGCUCCUUCAUCGCGCUCCCAAACGGUCACUGCCGGGCCUCUGCUCUCAAACAUAAAGUCUCUGAGCAGCCAGUGCAAGCCAUAAAGAUCAGUGGUUACCUGAACCUGAUCGCUAACCUGAUUGACAACUUCACACAUGGACUGGCUGUGGCCGGCAGUUUCCUCGUCAGCAGGAAGGUGGGGCUAAUCACUACCCUGGCCAUCCUCCUGCACGAGGUACCCCAUGAGAUCGGGGACUUUGCCAUCUUGCUGAGGGCGGGGUUUGAUCGCUGGAGCGCUGCCAAGAUGCAGAUGACGACAGCGUGUGGCGGGGUGUUGGGGGCCUGCUUCGCUCUGUGUGCCCAAUCUCCAGAGGGAACAGGAGACAGCGUGGCCUGGAUUCUGCCUUUCACCUCAGGAGGGUUCCUGUACAUCGCUCUGGUCAAUGUGGCUCCUGAUCUGCUUCAAGAGACCGAUUUAUGGUG